Salvelinus fontinalis (brook trout) is the source of this 11084-nucleotide messenger RNA. RefSeq names its product rho guanine nucleotide exchange factor TIAM1-like. Gene Ontology annotation, molecular function: protein binding; guanyl-nucleotide exchange factor activity. Gene Ontology annotation, cellular component: plasma membrane; cytosol; synapse. The record is from RefSeq and is a predicted model, not a curated record. The transcript has 17 exons. Gene Ontology annotation, biological process: positive regulation of axonogenesis; activation of GTPase activity; small GTPase-mediated signal transduction. Bases 25 to 2415 code for a protein of 796 amino acids. NCBI's taxonomy places the organism in Eukaryota, Metazoa, Chordata, Actinopteri, Salmoniformes, Salmonidae.
UCCAUCUCAGUGGUAGAGGAGGAUAUGGUGCAGCAGCUCUACAUAACAGAUGUAAAGGCGGGAGGAUUGGCCUUCGCUAGAGGUCUGAAUGCGGGCGACGAGAUCUUGCAGCUGAAUGGGAAGGACUCGUGCAGUCUGAAGUUCGGGGACAUGAAGGAGGCGUUCUCCCAGGCCUCUCUGUCCCUGACCGUCAACACUCUGCCCUCUACGGACCGACGACAGAUCUGUUACCUGCCCCCCCGACGCUCUGACGCACAGGAAAACCUCUACACAGACAUCUUCUCUAUGAGCCAGGAGGAGAUUCUGGAUGACGGGGUUGGACUGAUGCUGGAUAGUUCUGGAGACAGCCUGGACGACGACUCUGAGAUCUUCUGCGAGGCAGACCGAUGCAGAAAGCCUCCCAUGUCUGCCCUGAAGAGGAGCAAGGGCUCCUCAGAGUCCAUCUCUGACACGCUGCAUCUGAGUACAGAGCAGGUCGCAGCAUUCUGCCGCAGUCUCCAUGAUAUGAAUCCGUCUGAGUGUGCCACGACCUCCUCGUCCCCCAGCCCGGACUCGCACUUCCGUCCCCCUGCCACCGGCACCGCCAGCCGCCAGCUCUCCGACGCCGACAAGCUACGCAAAGUAAUCUGUGAGCUAGUUGAGACGGAACGCGCCUAUGUCAAAGAUCUCAAUUGUCUCAUCGGGAGGUACUUAACCCCGCUGCAGAAGGAGACGUGCCUCACUCAGGAUGAGCUGGACAUUCUGGUUGGGAACCUGCCUGAGAUGGUGCAGUUCCAGGUGGAAUUCCUGAAGACUCUAGAAGACGGCACCAGAUUGGUUCCAGACCUGGAGACGCUGGAGAGUGUGGACCAGUUUAAGAAAAUCCUCUUCUCUCUAGGAGGGUCCUUCCUGUACUACGCAGACCGGUUCAAGAUCUACAGCGCGUUCUGCGCCAGCCACACCAAAGUCCCCAAGGUGCUCGUAAAGGCUAAGACCGAUGCAGACUUCAAGGCGUUUCUGGAAGAGAAAAACCCUAAACAGCAACACUCCUCAACCCUGGAGUCCUACCUGAUCAAACCCAUCCAGAGAGUCCUGAAGUACCCACUGCUACUGAGAGAGCUGUACUCACUGACUGACCCCGACAGUGAGGAACACUAUCACUUGAAUGUUGCUAUGAAGGCCAUGAACAAGGUGGCCAGUCACAUCAAUGAGAUGCAGAAGAUCCACGAGGAGUUUGGGUUGGUGUUUGACCAGCUCAUAGCGGAGCAGAGUGGAGACAAGAAAGAGGUUGCUGAUCUGUCGAUGGGUGACUUGCUGCUCCACACCAGCGUAGCCUGGAUCAACCCUCCCUCCUCCCUGGGCAAAUGGAAGAAAGACCCCCAACUGGCUGCAUUCAUCUUCAGAACAGCCGUGGUGUUUGUGUGUAAGGAUGGAUCCAAGCAGAAGAAGAAAAUGGGUGGCUCCCAUCGAGUGUCGUCAGUCUCGUCUGAAGACAAGGACCCAUUCCGCUUCCGUCACAUGAUCUCCACAGACACCCUCCAAGUCCGAGCCCUCAACAACCAAGACGGAGAGGGCUCUGCCGUGUGUGAGAUCGUCCACGUCAAGUCCGAGUCAGAAGGACGGCCGGAGAGGACAUUCCACCUGUGCUGCAGUUCUGUGGACAGUAAGAAGGACUUCCUGAAGACAGUCCACUCCAUCUUAAGAGAUAAACAACGACGUCAGUUGAUGAAGACAGAGUCUCUACCUCCCAACCAGCAGUAUGUCCCCUUUGGAGGCAAACGCCUCUGUGCCUUGAAGGGAGCCAGACCUGCCAUGAACAGAGCAGUGUCAGACCCGGCGAGGACCCUGGGACGGAGGAAACUGGUGAGGAACCGUUUCACCAUCGACACGGACAUCAUCUUCGACGGCGAGCCGGACCAGGAGUCCCCUCUGUCUCCACUGUCUCCGGAAGAGCCUGAGGGACAGGGACAAAGGGAAGGACAGGGAAAGGAACGGGGGGAGGUGCAGGCAGGGGAUACAGACCGCUGGGUGGAGGAGCAGUUUGACCUGGAGCGCUACGAGGAGGAGCAGGAGGCGCAGAAGGAGGUGAAAGGAGGAGGAGACGUGAAACAAACAGAGAUCCUUAGUGGCGAUGAGGAUUUGUACCUGUCUGUCAGAGGACCUUCCACUGAAUCACUAUCCAACACAGACCUAGAGGGGCCUGUAGUUGCCCUUUCCCUGGGAGAGGAAGGCCAAGAGAGGGGCCCUAAACAUCCCCAGCCCCAGGGAGCCAUGGAGACCACCACCCCAGGGAUGAGACUUUCCCACCUGGGGAAGCAGUGUGACCUAGCUGGGAUGAGUGUGGAUGACCAGGGGCCUAGGGAGGAAGGUGAGGACAUCUGGCUACGCAGGGAGAACUGUCCCCCGGACUCUGGUGCUCAGACACUACAGAGCUAGACUACAAGACCAGCAGACAGUUACAGACAGUGUGUCUCACCACUCAGACAGAGAGCUUUACAUGAGUUACAAAUGGCACCCUUUUCACUAUUUGGGGCCCAUAAGGCUCUGGUCAAUAGUAGUGCACUAUAUAGGGAAUAGGGCCCUGUCUAAAGUAGUGUACUAUAUAGGGAAUAGGACCCUGUCUAAAGUAGUGUACUAUAUAGGGAAUAGGGUUCUAUAGGGCCCUGGUCUAAUGUAGUGCACUAUGAAGGGAAUAGGGUGCCAUUUGGGACGUAUCCAUGAGCUUCAAGAGAUGAUCAGUGAACAAUCAAUCAAUCAAUCCGCACCCAUCAAUAAUCCAUGUGCAUAGAUAUGCAUGGCACAGCUACUUCAAGCUGCUACAUCGCCUCGUCAGUUUACUCGAAAGCCUUGUAGUGUACAGAUAGACUGGGGAACCUCAAACUGAAGCCCACCAAUGGGAGCAAUACUGGAAUACAGGGAGGGGAGGGGUCUUAUCGAAUCAACCAAUCACAUGGAGACAUGGAGGGGUCUUAUCCAAUCAUAUGGGGAUGUGGAGGCCAAACUGUGAGAGACUGACUGGCUGGCUGGCUCACUGUCUGACAGUACAAUCAUGGACCCUAAUCAAUACUGUUGAUUGGCAUGGUUUGCACAUUGGGGCAGAUUCCUGGGGUACUAUAGGUUCCUGCUCAUUGUUGUCAAGUGUGCGUAUUUGUUUUGAACACAUGAAACGCAACGUGACCUACUGUUCCCUGAAGGAGGGAAACGAGGUACAACAUACUAUGGGGAGUCGCUCUUCGGGUGAAGGAUAUAGAAUCACGCCUGACAAGGCCCAAUUACAUCCUCUCCUUGCUGGAAGCCACACCUUCCACAGGUGAUAAGUGUGAUGCUCAGAUGGAUUUCUUCAUUUUAAUACCGCUCUUCAUCGAGCCCAGGAACGGGCGGUUCUGGGCCAAACAGGUGUUGUACCUCGUUUCCCUCCUUCAGAAAACAGUAGUUAUAGUCAUAACGUUACGUUCCCUUCCAGUCAGUCAACUUUGGUACAACAUACUUAUGGGGAAAUAUAAUCCCUCCCCAAGCCAACCCUAACGGAUACUAAAUGAACCUGACCACACCAGAUGCGGCAGUCUGGGUUUUGCGUAUUGCGCAGCCUAGUGACUUUCCCUUGUCCCAGCCGUAAGCACAUUGUGUGACAUCCAAGCGAUAAAACCUCACAAGUGUGUGGUGAUGCCCAACUAUCUCCUAUAGUCAACCCCUGGAGUGGGCGCGUACACCGCUAGGUGACCCCUGACCCCUUGCUGCUAUAUGCCAGAGAGAUAGACUCCAAAAUCCAGUGGGAGAGACGCUGCUUAGAGAGCCUCCUGCUGGAUUAGCAAAACAGGAAGAAAGAAAAAUGCUGGUCACAUAACCGGAUAUCCCAGGCCCGUUCAAUAUACGUGUGUAAAGUUCGCACCGGACACAUGGCAUGUAACCUCCGUUGCUCUUCAGAAAGCAAACAGAGGAGGCGAAAAGUGAAAAUAGCUCAAACGCUAAGGAUCUGUAGGAGAAAAGGGCGUAUUUGGACGCAACUUCACCUUAGAGUCGCCAGGGGGAACUGGAGAUCCCCGACACAUUUAGCCAAAGCCAUGAGCAGGGAGGUUUUGUAGGCGAUGAUCUUCUUCUACUCUCGCUCUCCCCUCUCUGCUCGCUCUCUCUCUCCACUCUCUCUCGCCAUUCUCUCUCCGCUUGCUCUCUCUCUCCACUCUCUCCGCUUGCUCUCUCUCUCUCUGUCUGUCUCUCUCUCUCUGUCUGUCUCUCUCUCUCUGUCUGUCUCUCUCUCUCUCUCUGUCUCUCUCUCGUAAUGUUGCUUCUCACUCCAGAGGCUCAAAGGGGGAUGUAUACAGCGCCUCCAAAACCAGUGCCAAAUCCCAUUUGAUCGCAAUAGAUUUAGAGAUCCGUCUGAACCCGCACCACCAGAAGGUGAGUCCCGGUGAGGCUUCGUCAAUCCCCACAUGACGCUGAGAUAGUAGACAUGUACACUUUUAAAGUAGAGAAUGCCCCGAACAGCUCCUCUAGGAACAUACGGAUUUCCCUCACAGAGCACUGAACAGAAACAAGUCCUUUAUCUUGACACCAGAGCUCAAACGCUUGCCACUUAUAUGCAUACAGCCCUCUCAUGGACGGUGGAGCCCUUACAGACUGAAUGUCAAAUCAAAAUCAAAUGUAUUUAUAAAGCCCUUCUAACAUCAGCUGAUAUCUCAAAGUGCUGUACAGAAACCCAGCCUAAAACCCCUAACAGCAAGCAAUGCAGGUGUAGAAGCACGGUGGCUAGGAAAAACCUCCCUAGAAAGGCCAGAACCUAGGAAGAAACCUAGAGAGGAACCAGGCUAUGAGGGGUGGCCAAUCCUCUUCUGGCUGUGCCGGGUGGAGAUUAUAACAGAACAUGGCCAAGAUGAUCAGCAUGGUCAAAUAAUAAUAAUCACAGUGGAUGUCGAGGGUGCAACAGGUCAGCACCUCAGGAGUAAAUGUCAGUUGGCUUUUCAUAGUCGAUCAUUGAGAGUAUCUCUACCACUCCUGCGGUCUCUAGAGAGUUGAAAACAGCAGGUCUGGGACAGGUAGCACGUCCGGUGAACAGGUCAGAGGUCCAUAGCCGCAGGCAGAACAGUUGAAACUGGAGCAGCAGCAUGGCCAGGUGGACUGGGGACAGCAAGGAGUCAUCAGGCCAGGUAGUCCUGAGGCAUGGUCCUAGGGCUCAGGUCCUCCGAGAGAGAGAGAGAAUUAGAGAGAGCAUACUUAAAUUCACACAGGACACCGGAUAAGACAGGGGGGGGGGGGGCGGCAACCCAGACAGGAAGAUCACGUCAGUGACUCAACCCACUCAAGUGACGCGCUCCUCCUAGGGACGGCAUGGAAGAGCACCAGUAAGCCAGUGACUCAGCCCCUGUAAUAGGGUUACAUUUACAGUUGAGUUGUCAAACCAUUUACAGAGACAAACUGAUAUCUUUCUGACAGAUAAGAUCUAAACCAGGCCAGAACUUGUCCGUGUAGACCAAUUUGGGUUUCCAAUCUCUCCAAUAGAAUGUGGUGAUCGAUGGUAUCAAAGGUCUAGGAGCACGAGGACAGAUGCAGAGCCUCGGUCUGACGCCAUUAAAAGGUCAUUUACCACCUUCAUAAGUGCAGUCUCAGUGCUAUGAUGGGGUCUAAAACCAGACUGAAGCAUUUCGUAUACAUUGUUUGUCUUCAGGAAGGCAGCGAGUCGCUGCGCAACAGCUUUUUCUCAAUUUUUUGAAAGGAGAUUCGAAAUAGGCCGAUAGUUUUUAUAUUUUCUGGGUCAAGGUUUGGCUUUUUGGUAGCAAAACAAUUCAAAAGUAAACUCCUAGCCAUCAGAUUGGCCCUGUCAGUGUCCAGGCCCAUAGGAUCCAAAUCUCCUGCCAAACCUGUCCAAACGAGAGUUGCCACAGGUCUCUGCCUAAAAGGCAAAUCAUUUCCCGCGAAACCAAGGCUGCCUGGGCCAACAGGGAGCCACAAUAAUGAAUGGUAAGCCCUCCUUGUGCACCUUCUCCAGUGUGAAUCAGAACCGCUGGCGGAAAUGAGUAAAGGAGAGUUCGAGGCCACUGGUGUGACAUAGCGUCCGUUCCCAACAGACCGCACUGGUCCCUCAUUGAGUAAAAAUAGACAACACUGGUCGUUUUUUCGCUAUGUGUAAAGAUCUCCGUCGGCCCUGUUGAACCUCUUCCAUAUCUGGGCAACAACAGUACACUGUCAGAAGUUCCAGGUGAGUCUCUUUGAAAAGAUGCUAGGUGAGAGGGACACGCCGAACGGGAGUACUAAAAACUCAUAAGCUAUUGCCUCAUAAUGGAAUCUCAGGAACUUUCUGUGUGACUCGGGUACAUGGGCACAUGAAAGUACGCAUCCUUAAGGUCGAUGGUGCUGAGCCAAUGGCCGGGGACACACGGACUGUAACAGCCGCUGGUUUGUGAGCAUCUUGAAUUUGUGAACUCUGCGAUGUUUGUUCAGGGCACGGGGCACGCAUGUCUAGAAUGGGGCGUAAACCCCCGUCCCUUUUUGGAACCAGGAACCCGCCGUCCUGAGCUUUGGACAGAGGAACCACUCGUAUUGCCUGUUUCUGGAGCAGGGAGGAUAUUUCCUACCUUAAUACUGGUGCUGAUGCCAGGGGAACUGUUGAAGUGAUGACGCCGGGGUGGGGGGGGGGGGGGGCAGGGGGCGUACAACAAAUUGUAGCCUGUAACCCAACAUUACUGUUCGCAUUACCCAGGGUGACACUGUACAUGACGCCCCCUGGUGGUCUGGGAGAAAUUGUUUAUUUUUUAUCUCCUUAACAUGGUCUCUGAAAGUGGAGGAUGUUUUACUGAACUGUGCAGAAUAUACAACACUCUUGAAACACAAUACGAUGUGUUUAUGUUUCAAACGUUUGCCUGGAGCACGGUCCACUCUGGGUAUGGGGUGCUUCGGCCAUCUGUGACGCUCCCCGAUUGGCCGUGUCACCGCGGGUGUUUGGGGGGCGGCUGGCAAGGUAGGACCCGAUCCCACGCCACCACCUAUCCCCGAACUCGGUGCGCGGGGGCUGUCUCCUUCCCUGCGAGGUGGCAGGACCAUCCAUCACUUCGCUUCCAGGGGCGACUGUGCCAGGCAGACAGGCAUUGCGGUUAAAGCCGUGCCUAGCUCGGGUCUGGUAGACCUGCAGCAUAGUGACAGAUGACAGGGAUCAGCCACCCCCACUGCACUGUACACCUUCUCCAGCUGAGAAGCCCAAAAGUGACAGUGUUUGUUUGUCAUGCCCUUGUUUGUCAAUGGGUCUAGGUAGCUAGCUUCCUAGCCAAUCCACCAGAGGCGUGUGUACCAGCCCCAACCCCUUUAUCCCAUCCAAAUCCAUGACGGGACCAAACCCAUCCAGAUCGUUGAAAGGGGGCCCACCCAUCCAGAUCGUUGAAAGGGGGCCCACCCAUCCAGAUCGUUGAAAGGGGGCCCACCCAUGCAGAUCGUUGAAAGGGGGCCACACCCCAUCCAGAUCGUUGAAAGGGGGCCCACCCAUCCAGAUCGUUGAAAGGGGCCCCACCCAUCCAGAUCGUUGAAAGGGGGCCACACCCCAUCCAGAUCGUUGAAAGGGGGCCCACCCAUCCAGAUCGUUGAAAGGGGGCCACACCCCAUCCAGAUCGUUGAAAGGGGGCCCACCCAUCCAGAUCGUUGAAAGGGGCCCCACCCAUCCAGAUCGUUGAAAGGGGGCCCACCCAUCCAGAUCGUUGAAAGGGGCCCCACCCAUCCAGAUCGUUGAAAGGGGGCCCCACCCAUCCAGAUCGUUGAAAGGGGGCCCCACCCAUCCAGAUCGUUGAAAGGGGGCCCCACCCAUCCAGAUCGUUGAAAGGGGGCCCCACCCAUCCAGAUCGUUGAAAGGGGGCCCCACCCAUCCAGAUCGUUGAAAGGGGGCCCACCCAUCCAGAUCGUUGAAAGGGGGCCCACCCAUCCAGAUCGUUGUAAGGGGGCCCUCCCAUGCAGCAUCUUUUUUUUAUUCAACCCUUAUUUUACCAGGUCAGUUGACUGAGAACACAUUCUCAUUUACAGCAAUGACCUGGGAAAUAGUUACAGGGGAGAGGAGGGGGGAUGAAUGAGCCAAUUGGAAGCUGGGGAUGAUUAGGUGGCCAUGAUGGUAUGAAGGGCAGAUUGGGAAUAUCGUCAGGACACUGGUUUCACUGAUUACGGGUUGGACAUGGUUGUUGUCAGUUCUUCUAUGAAAUCUGGAAACGGGUAGGUGGCACUUGACUGUGGGGCCAGGUACUUCCCACCAAACAUCCCACCGAACCUCCCACCGAACCUCCCACCAAACCUCUCACUGAACUUCCCACCGAACUUCCCACCGAACUCCCCAACGAACCUCGCACUGAACCUCUCACCGAACUUCCCACCGAACUCCCCACCGAACCUCCCACCGAACCUCUCACCGAACUUCCCACCGAACCUCUCACCGAACUUCCCACCGAACUUCCCACCGAACCUCUCACCGAACUUCUCACCGAACCUUGAUGACUUCUGCCGUGGGGGUUGAACACGGGGCCACUUCACCUCCAAAAUGCAUAGCCGCCCUGCGGCAUAGUUCUGUUACCUCUAUUCCCGCAGCGUGAGGAGGUUGCGGUCCCGGAACUAAGUCCUCUUCGUCAUCCGAGAGACUCCCGAAGUAGUCAAGAGACACCAAGUGGUCAUCCGAACCUGGGCCCUGUAUGUAUAACCAGCCGCCUUACUUAUCCCCCUGUAUUAAAGCUAGUUCCACCUGUUCCGACCAUAGCCCCAAGUCUCUCUCCGCUUCCUGCACCUCCGUCCCAGCAGUUGUGUCGGCAUCCGGGAAGGAAAAGUUGCCAUCGGUAACACUACGCUUCCCUCAAGAAUGCUACAUGUAUUUCCAGGGAGUUCGCCCGCAAUAUGUGGCGAUGGGUGUAACGGAUGUGAAAUGGCUAGCUAGUUAGCGGGUACGCGCUACUAGCAUUUCAAUCAGUUACGUCACUUGCUCUGAGACUUCAAGUAGGGUUGCCCCUUGCUCUGCAAGGGCCGUGGCUUUUGUGGAGCGAUGGGUAACGCUGCUUCGUGGGUGACCGUUGUUGAUGUGUGCAGAAGGUCCCUGGUUCGCGCCCGAGGUCGGGGCGAGGGGACGACGUAAAGUUAUACUGUUACAUGGGCACACUGACUGGUUGGAGGGAGGGCCACCCGAGCUCCAAGCCGAGACAAACUACUCAGAAAUGAUCUUUCAGAGAAAUACUAUAACCGUUUGACUGGGGGACUAUUUAGUUGGGGCAACGUAACGUCUCGCUUUCCAACUGUUUGUUUUAGUAGCCUGAAUCGGUCCUGUUCACAUCGAGGCGAAGAGCGGAAUAAUUGAAGGAGUGAAUCCGAGCUUCGGGCUUUUCACCUGUGGAAGGUCGGAGCUUCCAGGGAAGUGCGGAUUUCGUUGGCCCUGUCAGGCGUAAUUGUAGAUCCUUCAACCGAAGUCGCGAGUAGUGUAACGACCCUGGGUUUAUAAGCACGGAAAUGGAUUCUGCCUCACGAGCAUGCUUUUGCGGCACAUUCGAUAGCACACCGGACCUCGGGCUCGAGACCUGCUCCCUGCCUGUUUCAUUACAGUAUGUUGAACCGAAGUUGACUGACUGAAAGGGAACCUUGUCUGAGAGACGGCUUUUGUACCAUAGUAUAUUAUCUGAAUCCUUCCAGAGAUUAAGGUUUGAGGACAGCCUCGUCAAGUCUUGCAGCGUCUACUAUAGUUGUGUGUUUUCAUUUUUAUUCUAGCAACACAGAUGCGUUUUUUGGAGCAAUUUACUUUCUUGGUUUUGUAUAUAAUUUUGACUUCCUGUUUUGAAAAACCGAAACCAGGCUAGCUUUUUAGUCUUACAACUAUUUGGUUUGUCUUCUCUGAUGACAUAGAAGAGAAUAAUGAUAUUUUAUUAACCCUGUCUUCACUGAGGCUAAGGGAAUUGUGUUUUAAGUUAACAAAAUCCUGUUUUACUUGAAUUGUCAUAUUAUUAAUUUGUAAUCUUUUUUCGUCUUUUUUUUUUGGGGGGGGGGGGGCAACCAUGUUCCUUUACUGCUCUUCAUCCCCCCAGUUAUAAUUACUACAUUAUCUUUGUGAUUACUCUUCAUUCCCCCAGUUCUGAUUACUACAUUAUCUUUGUGAUUACUCUUCAUUCCCCCCAGUUCUAAUUACUACAUUAUCUUUGUGAUUACUCUUCAUUUCCCCCAGUUCUAAUUACUACAUUAUCUUUGUGAUUACUCUUCAUUCCACCAGUUCUAAUUACUACAUUAUCUUUGUGAUUACACUUCAUUCCACCAGUUCUAAUUACUACAUUAUCUUUGUGAUUACUCUUCAUUCCCCCCAGUUCUGAUUACUACACUAUCUUUGUGAUUACUCUUCAUUUCCCCCAGUUCUAAUUACUACAUUAUCUUUGUGAUUACACUUCAUUCCACCAGUUCUGAUUACUACAUUAUCUUUGUGAUUACUCUUCAUUCCCCCAGUUCUAUAAUUACUACAUUAUCUUUGUGAUUACUCUUUAUUCCCCCCAGUUCUAAUUACUACAUUAUCUUUGUGAUUACUCUUCAUUCCCCCCAGUUCUAAUUACUACAUUAUCUUUGUGAUUACACUUCAUUCCACCAGUUCUAAUUACUACAUUAUCUUUGUGAUUACUCUUCAUUCCCCCCAGUUCUAAUUACUACAUUAUCUUUGUGAUUACUCUUCAUUCCCCCAGUUCUAAUUACUACAUUAUCUUUAUGAAUACUAACUCUUCGUGCACAUUCUUGCUGGGGACAUCUUGCACAUGCAUUCAAUAGUCUUUUUCAGUUAAGAAAUUAAAUCUUGCAGUUCUCUGUCGUUCACCACCGAUAAUGCAUUAUCAAUUGCCUUGAUUUUAUUUUUUUCAUCUAGUGAAUUGGUGUUGAUGAUAAUUUGCCACCACAACAGACCCCCCCCCCCCCAGAAAAUGUAUUUCUCAAAUAAAUUCCAAACUUGCUGGAUGCAAUCAAGAUGGCGAAUAUGUGUAAACAUAAAUACUCCAAUUAUAAUAAUACUAUUAAUAAUUAUAAUACUUGUGAAACAACCCAUUGUGCUACUGAGACUACAUUUGUAUUACUCUGUAUGUAAAUAUUACAAUGUGUUGAUAUCGUAUCAAAUAAAUUGGUUUCCUACUUGUCAUUUA